CUACAACGCACUUCCUUUCCUGACGCAAGUACCCGGCAAGGCUGUAGCACGCCUUUUAUUUUGUGGCCGUUGUGCAGCAAAACUGGAUUUUACAACGACUCCGAGCAGACAGACACACGACAGGGUAACUUUCACACGGUCCUAGCUUGACAAAUUAGUUCAACCAUGUCCCGUUUCUUUGCCACCGGGUCUGACAGUGAGUCAGAGGAGUCCUCGUCUGCCGACGAGAUCACCCCUAAAGCAUCCGGGGCAACAUUCAAGCAGUCGUUGCUUCUUAGUGAUGAUGAGGAGGACACUAAGAGAGUGGUGCGCAGUGCCAAAGACAAGAGAUUUGAGGAGUUGACUAACCUCAUUAAAACCAUCCGCAAUGCCAUGAAGAUCCGUGACAUGGCUAAAUGUCUGGAGGAGUUUGAGCAGUUAUGUCGAGCCUUCAUUAAAAGCAAGAACAUCGUGGACAAAGAAGGUGUUCCUCCUUUCUACAUCCGGCUUCUGGCUGACCUGGAGGACUAUCUGAACCAGCUCUGGGAGGACAAAGAGGGCAAGAAGAAGAUGAACAAGAACAACGCAAAAGCCCUCAGUACACUGCGUCAGAAGAUCCGCAAGUACAACAGAGAUUAUGAAACGGAAAUAGCUGCAUACAAGGAGAACCCACAAGAGUCUGCAGAUGAAGAGGAGGAGAAGGAGCCAGAGGAAUCUGGCUCCUCCUCUGAAAGUGAGACAGAGGGAGGUGAUGAAGGUGUAUCAGCCAAGGCCUUUUUGAAGAAAAAGCCUGAGGCUGUUCCAGAUGCCAGCAAGUUCCUCAAGUCUGCCAAGGGAUCCGGGGAUGAGUCGUCUUCCAGUGACGACGACGAGGACGAUGAAGACUGGGGCUCAGACACCGUAGAUAGUGGCAGUGAGAGCUCAGAUGAAGGAGAGGGAAAGAGUUCCUCCCUGGCUUUGGUCUUCCUCAAGAAGACCCAGGAGAGUGAGAAGUCCACUGAAAAGAAGGUCAGCAAGAAGAAGAAGCUCAAGAAGAAGGAGCGGCUAGAGGAGGAAAUUGAGGAAGAAGGAGAGGAGGUUGAGGGAGGCUGGGAGAAGGUGAAGGGAGGUGCCCCCAUGGUCAAGGAAAAGCCCAAGAUGUUUGCCAAAGGCACAGAGAUCAAUGUACCAGUGGUGGUGAAGAAGCUGAAUGAGAUCCUGCAAGCAAGAGGCAAAAAGGGCACAGACAGGGCUGCCCAAAUUGAACUGCUGCAUGCACUGGCAGGCAUAUCUAAUGAGCAUAACCUGGGUCAAGGAAUCCUGGUCAAGAUUAAGUUCAACAUCAUUGCCUCCCUGUAUGACUACAACCCCAACUUGGCAGCUUUCAUGAAGGCUGAUAUGUGGAAAAAGUGUCUGGAAUGUAUUGACGAGCUGCUGGACAUCCUCUUUGAGAACAACAACAUCUUCAUUGGAGAGAACAUAGCCGAGGACAGUGAGACCCUAAGCAUCUCUGACCAGCCGUUCAGGGUGCGUGGCUGCGUCUUGACGCUGGUGGAAAGAAUGGAUGAAGAGUUUACCAAGAUCAUGCAGAACACCGAUCCCCAUUCUCAAGAAUAUGUUGACAAUCUGAAAGACGAGGGAAGAGUUUGUGGCAUCAUUGACCGGCUGCUAAACUAUUUGGAGAACAAGGGCUCCACAGAGGAGAUUUGCCGCAUUUACCUGCGCAGGAUCAUGCACACCUACUACAAGUUUGACUACAAGGCCCACCGGCGCAGCCUCGGCCUCCAGGGAGAGACCAAGUCUGAGCAGGACCAAGAGGAGAGCGAGAGCGAUGACAGCGCCAUCAUCAUGGAUCGCCUCUGCAAGUUCAUUUACGCCAAGGAUCGCACGGACCGUAUCCGCACCUGCGCCAUCCUCUGCCACAUCUAUCACCACGCUCUGCAUUCGCGCUGGUACCAGGCCCGAGACCUGAUGCUGAUGAGCCACCUGCAGGACAACAUUCAGCACGCCGACCCGCCCGUACAGAUCCUGUACAACAGAACCAUGGUCCAACUGGGCAUCUGUGCUUUCAGGCAGGGCAUGAUAAAAGACGCCCACAAUGCUCUGUUGGACAUCCAGUCUUCUGGCCGCGCCAAAGAGCUGCUCGGUCAGGGUUUGCUCAUGAGGAACAUGCAGGAGAGGAACGCUGAGCAGGAGAAGAUUGAAAAGAGAAGACAGGUGCCGUUCCACAUGCACAUUAACCUGGAGCUGCUGGAGUGUGUGUACCUGGUUUCAGCCAUGUUGCUGGAGAUCCCGUACAUGGCUGCCCAUGAGUUUGACGCACGCCGCAGGAUGAUCAGCAAGCAGUUCCACCACCAGCUCAGGGUGGGAGAGAGACAGCCUCUACUGGGGCCCCCAGAGAGCAUGAGGGAGCAUGUGGUAGCUGCCAGCAAGGCCAUGAAGAUGGGAGACUGGAGGACCUGUCACUCAUUCAUCAUCAAUGAGAAGAUGAACUGUAAGGUGUGGGACCUGUUUCCUGAGACUCAGAGAGUGCGUGAGAUGCUUGUCAGGAAGAUCCAGGAGGAGUCACUGAGGACUUACCUGUUCACGUACAGCAGCGUGUAUGACUCCAUCAGCAUGCAGACUCUGUCUGAGAUGUUUGAGUUGGAGAUCCCCACAGUUCACAGCAUCAUCAGUAAGAUGAUCAUCAAUGAGGAGUUAAUGGCUUCACUGGACCAGCCCACACAGACGGUGGUGAUGCACCGCACGGAGCCCACCUCCCUGCAGAACAUGGCCCUGCAGCUGGCCGAGAAACUGGGUAGCCUGGUGGAGAACAACGAGCGUGUGUUUGACCUCAAACAGGGCGUCUACGGAGGCUACUUCAACAGAGAUCAGAAAGGAGGUUACCAACAGAAGCAGUCGUACCAGAGAGGAGAUCAGAAAGGUGGCUACCAGCAGAAUAAGUCCGGCUACCAGAGAGGAGGCUACAGAAACCAGAACCAGGGCAAUUACUGAAGGAUGCUUUAAUAAAGUGAAUGAAUAAAGA
Messenger RNA from Solea senegalensis (Senegalese sole), 2983 nucleotides. RefSeq names its product eukaryotic translation initiation factor 3, subunit C (gene eif3c). Gene Ontology annotation, molecular function: translation initiation factor binding; translation initiation factor activity; RNA binding. The record is from RefSeq and is a predicted model, not a curated record. The transcript is spliced from 23 exons. Lineage: Eukaryota; Metazoa; Chordata; Actinopteri; Pleuronectiformes; Soleidae. Bases 166 to 2952 code for a protein of 928 amino acids. Gene Ontology annotation, cellular component: eukaryotic translation initiation factor 3 complex. Gene Ontology annotation, biological process: translational initiation.